AUGCUGGAGAAAGACCGGAUAUCCUACUUCUACGACGGAGAUGUUGGCAAUGUCUACUUUGGGCCAAAUCACCCCAUGAAGCCUCAUCGUCUCUGUAUGACACAUCACCUUGUUCUUUCGUAUGGACUUCAUAAAAAGAUGGAGAUAUAUAGACCACACAAAGCUUAUCCAAUAGAGCUUGCCCAGUUCCAUUCUGCUGAUUAUGUGGAAUUCUUGCACCGGAUAACUCCUGACACCCAGCACCUAUAUGCAAGUGAAUUAACCAGAUACAAUCUUGGAGAAGACUGUCCGGUCUUUGAUAAUUUGUUUGAGUUCUGCCAAAUCUAUGCUGGAGGAACUUUAGAUGCUGCUCGCAGAUUAAAUCAUAAAACAUGUGACAUCGCCAUUAAUUGGGCUGGUGGGCUGCAUCAUGCCAAAAAGUGUGAGGCGUCAGGCUUCUGUUACAUUAAUGAUCUUGUAUUAGGAAUUCUGGAGCUUCUCAAGUACCAUGCCAGGGUUCUUUAUAUUGACAUUGAUGUCCAUCAUGGAGAUGGAGUUGAAGAAGCCUUUUAUUUCACUGACAGGGUAAUGACUGUGAGUUUCCACAAGUAUGGUGAUCUGUUCUUUCCUGGAACGGGUGAUAUUAAGGAUAUAGGAGAAAGGGAAGGAAAAUAUUAUGCCAUCAACAUUCCACUUAAAGAUGGGAUAGAUGACGCUAGCUUUACUCGACUUUUUAAAACAAUUAUUGCCAAAGUUGUUGAGACAUAUCUGCCUGGUGCUAUUGUUCUUCAAUGUGGGGCUGAUUCAUUGGCGAGGGACCGUCUAGGCUGCUUCAACCUCUCCAUUGAAGGCCAUGCUGAAUGUGUAAAGUUUGUCAAGAAAUUCAAUAUUCCUCUUCUGGUAACUGGAGGUGGUGGAUACACCAAGGAGAAUGUAGCAAGGUGUUGGGCUGUUGAAACUGGGGUCCUUUUAGACACAGAACUCCCCAAUGAGAUUCCAAACAAUGAAUACAUCGAGUACUUUGCUCCAGAUUAUACAUUGAAAGUUCCAAAUUUGAACAUGGACAAUUUGAACAGUAAGACAUAUCUCAGUUCAAUCAAAGUGCAAGUGAUGGAGAGUUUGCGGUCCAUACAGCAUGCUCCUGGUGUUCAAAUGCAAGAGGUUCCUCCCGAUUUUUAUAUCCCGGAUUUUGACGAAGAUGAAUUGGAUCCUGAUGAACGUGUUGACCAGCAUACCCAAGACAAGCAGAUUCACCGUGAUGAUGAAUACUAUGAAGGUGACAAUGACAAUGAUCACGACGAUGGCACACGCUAA
This is a messenger RNA of Miscanthus lutarioriparius, 1293 nucleotides long. Lineage: Eukaryota; Viridiplantae; Streptophyta; Magnoliopsida; Poales; Poaceae. The record is from the annotation of a GenBank genome assembly.